GCCAGCCAGCCAGCCAGCCCUGCUUUUAUGGACUAACUAACAGUUCACAGGUUUAAUGCCGGAGGUUUCAAUGUAACAGCCACUUUCUUUAACUCUAAACUUGGACUUAACUCAGACUGUCGGGGAAUUACACCGCUGAUUUGUGCACGAGAGAAAAACAUGACGGCCGACAAGGAGAAGAAGAGGAGCAGCUCAGAGCGUCGUAAGGAGAAGUCCCGUGAUGCCGCUCGCUGCAGGCGAAGCAAAGAGACGGAGGUUUUCUACGAGCUGGCUCACCAGCUGCCCCUCCCCCACAGCGUCAGCUCUCACCUGGACAAAGCCUCCAUCAUGAGGCUGGCUAUCAGCUUCCUGCGCACACGCAAGCUGCUUGCCACAGGCAGCAGCAGCAGCAGCAGCAGCAGCAGCAGCAGCAGCAGUGACGGUGACGAGGAUGGACAGAUGGACAGUCUGUACCUGAAGUCUCUGGAGGGCUUCAUCACCGUGGUAACGUCAGACGGCGACAUGAUAUUCCUGUCUGAGAACAUCAACAAAUUCAUGGGGCUUACGCAGGUGGAGCUCACUGGUCACAGCAUCUUUGACUUCACUCAUCCAUGUGACCAUGAGGAGAUCAGAGAAAACCUCAGCCUGAAGACAGCCGGAAGCGGCUUCGGUAAAAAAGGCAAAGAGCUGAACACCGAGCGGGAUUUCUUCAUGAGGAUGAAAUGCACGGUGACCAACAGGGGACGCACCGUCAACCUCAAGUCGGCCAGCUGGAAGGUGCUGCACUGCACCGGACACCUGAAGAUGUACAACAGCUGCCCUCCCAGAGUGCUGUGCGGCUUCAAAGAGCCUCCGCUCACCUGCGCCGUUCUGAUGUGCGAACCCAUCCCACACCCAUCCAACAUCGACACGCCGCUGGACAGCAAGACCUUCCUGAGCAGACACAGCAUGGACAUGAAGUUCACCUACUGCGACGAGAGGGUAACAGAACUGAUGGGUUACACUCCUGAGGAUCUGGUGGGUCGUUCAGUCUACGACUUUUACCACGCCCUGGACUCAGACAGCGUCACCAAGAGCCACCACAACUUGUGUAGUAAGGGUCAGGCGGUGAGCGGUCAGUACCGAAUGCUGGCUAAGAACGGAGGCUACAUCUGGGUCGAAACCCAGGGAACUGUUAUUUAUAACAGCCGCAACUCGCAGCCCCAGUGCAUCGUGUGCAUCAACUAUGUCCUCAGCGACAUCGAGGAGAAGUCGAUGAUCUUCUCCUUGGAGCAGACGGAGUCCCUGUUCAAGCCGCGCCACAUGAGCAGCUUCUUCACUGCCGGAGGCGCAGGUGUGACCGGAGAGCCGGGAGACGCCCUUUUCACCAAACUCAAAGAGGAGCCCGAGGACCUGGCCCAGCUGGCUCCGACGCCCGGAGACACCAUCGUUUCCCUCGACUUCGGUCGCCCUCAGUUCGAGGUGUCCGCCGCCGCCGCCAUGCUCCCUCCAGGACCUCCGUCCUGGGCCAGCGAGAGUCACAAGGCGGGCCCUCCGGCAUCAGGCCAGACCCCGGCUCCGGUCCCGGUUCCAGGGGACAUGGCUAACAUGGCCGGUACAUUCACAGUGCAGCAGAACCCGCCGCCGGGCAGCGCCACCCCGAGCCUGAGCAGCUGCUCCACGCCCAGCAGCCCAGGUGAUUACUACAGCUCAGUGGAGAGUGACCUGAAGGUGGAGCUGACGGAGAAGCUGUUUGCUCUGGACACAGAGGGCAACAGUCCUGCAAACACUGAGACGGACUUAAGCGACUUGGACCUGGAGACUCUGGCUCCUUAUAUCCCCAUGGACGGAGAGGACUUCCAGCUGAAUCCCAUCAUCCCGGAGUCCGAGCCCCUGGAGGGGGGUCCGGCGGGAUCCAUGGGGAGCAGCAGCAGCCUGCCGCAAACACGCCAGGCAUCCCAUCAGAGCUCCAGCAACAUCGCCGGCCUCUUCCAGCCCCUGUCCUCCCCUCCUCAGCCCCAAGGCCACUACCAGCCCCAGCCAGCUGCAGCCUGGGCCACAGGGGAGAAGAGAGGCUCCAGCCAUGGGACCGUGAACCCCCGCUCGGGGUCAUACAUGAUGGGUCACAUGCAGAAUCCCCCGUACCAGGCCCCGGCCAGCACCCCUCUGUCCUCCAUGGGCGGCAGGCAGAAUCUGCAGUGGCCGCCGGACCCUCUGUUAACCUACCAACAACAACAACCACAGGCCACCAAGGCCUACCGCAUGGACACUUUGACAGGAGAGGCGCGCCCGUCCUGCCAACAGAACAUGACGCAUCUCAUGCAGAAACAGAGGUCCAUUGACAACUUUAUACAAGCCUACAGAGACAUGAGUCCCGCCAGAGUGGCCAUGACCAACAGCUUCAAGCGCUCCUUCACCCAGAUGGCUGUGGGUGAAAGUAAGGCGUCAGAAUUCACAUGGAAGAAGAUGAGGGGCAACGGCUGUGUCGCCAUGGAUCGCUCCCUCAGCGCAGGAUCACUGACAGAGUCGGGGAUGAGCAGGAUGAUGUCAGGCAGCAUGUCCUCGUGUCUCAGCUCCCUGCAGCAGCACAGGAAGUCUCAGUAUCCUGGAAACGGGAUCGGCGGCGCCAGCGAGAAAGUCUUCGCCCAAAAGAGCUGCAACUACACCGAUUACAACAUGCUGCCUUCUAACAAGCCCGCCGGUCUAGCUAGUCGUUUGCUGGGCCCCUCGUUUGAGCCCUCCUGUCUGCCGGAGUUGACCCGUUACGACUGCGAGGUCAACGUCCCGCUGCAGGGAAACCUGCACCUCCUCCAGGGCUGUGACCUGCUGAGAGCCCUGGACCAGGCCACCUAGAGCCCCAGAUUCAAACCCCACCAUAGACCCGGACUUAAUCCCGGCCCUGAACCUCGACCUGCAACCCGAGACUUAGAGCCUAAAUCUUUACCUUCAUACCUCUGGGUUUUCUGAAAGCUCUGAGGCUAAGCUACCUAUAGGGAAUGGUAUUCAUUAGCUUAUAUGACUCGGCCCCUCACUGGUUCUCUCUGUAGUUCUGUGCCUUGACCAUCUAAACAAGCUGAGAUAUCAGGGUCAAGCCACUUACGCCCCCUUGUUUCCCCUCGCAAACGUUUGACUCAAAUCAGACGCAGGUCGACCACCGAUGUGCGAACGUUGCCCUGCAUUGAGCCGACCGCACACACACAGGACCCAGACAUGUAAGAAAACGCGGGUCAGUCCAAAACGAUGCCCGACCUGAGUCCUGUGUUAAAGUCUCGACACCGGGACGUCUCUGGUCACCGCCGGGUCUUUGGUGCAAACGGGUUAUUAGACACACGAUCUGCCUUAAAGGCCAGCUCUGCCCAAACACCUACAGCCAUACGCCGCGUCAUACCAGCUGUUUCCUGCCGUGACUUACGUGGGAAUCCAUGACCAUGCUACACAUAG
This is a messenger RNA of Seriola dumerili (greater amberjack), 3399 nucleotides long. RefSeq names its product endothelial PAS domain-containing protein 1-like (gene epas1b). Gene Ontology annotation, cellular component: nucleus; transcription regulator complex; cytoplasm. Gene Ontology annotation, molecular function: protein dimerization activity; RNA polymerase II transcription regulatory region sequence-specific DNA binding; DNA-binding transcription factor activity, RNA polymerase II-specific. Lineage: Eukaryota; Metazoa; Chordata; Actinopteri; Carangiformes; Carangidae. Gene Ontology annotation, biological process: cellular response to hypoxia; regulation of transcription by RNA polymerase II. The record is from RefSeq and is a predicted model, not a curated record. Bases 160 to 2811 code for a protein of 883 amino acids. The transcript is spliced from 16 exons.